Molecule: messenger RNA, 1194 nt
Organism: Suricata suricatta (meerkat)
Lineage: Eukaryota; Metazoa; Chordata; Mammalia; Carnivora; Herpestidae
Gene: SAP25
Product: Sin3A associated protein 25
Exons: 6
Coding region: 132-1115 (327 amino acids)
Biological process (GO): regulation of DNA-templated transcription
Cellular component (GO): cytoplasm; nucleus
Source: RefSeq, a predicted model, not a curated record
GGCGGGGUGCUGCGGGACUUGGGGGCCGUGAGGGGGCCGCGCGGGGCGCAAGCCGUGAGGUGGAAGGCGCGGACGGCGCGGACGCUGGGCACGGAGUUGCUGGCCUGCGCUGCCUACCCCCCAGACAAGGCAUGUUGCCCGGGCCGCCUCGGCGGUGGGACGCGGCGAAAGAGCAGGCGCUCGAGGAACAUGGCCCCUCGGCCAGCAGUCACCCCGGGAAGGCCUCCUCGACCUCUGGAGAGGAAGCCCUGGGGGAGCCAGGAACUCCCCCACAGGACAGAUUCCCUGUGCCAGGCACCCUCGGCCCUGCCUGGGAAGUAUCGGGGGGAGGCUGUGACCGGUGCACCUCAGUACCUCCCACUCCCAGCCCUCAGCCCCUGUCCCGAAGGCCUGCCUGGACCCGGAGAGAGCAGCUGCUGCCCCGGCCCCCCCCAGCCCUGGCUGCGGAGCAUUCCCCGGAAACCCCAGCUGCCCUAUCCCCCCAGAUGGCCUGGGAGGUGCCCCCCUCAGGGAUGACCGUGUUAGCACCGUGGGAUCCCAACUACCAGGCUAAAGCAGGACCGCGGCUGGUGUGGGGGCCCAGCUGUGCGUCUGGCGCCUCCUUCUCAGGCCGGACCUUGUGUCAUCCCUCAUGGUGGCCGAUGUAUGAGGCAGCCUCGGGCCGGGACCUCAGGUCCCUGGCCCCUGCAACAGGACAUCAGAAUGGAGAGCAUUCGCCCAGAGAUGCAGGGUUCCCGGUGAUGUGCAGGGAAGAUGUCUUUCUUUCAGACCCUCUGCUGCCACGUGGGCAGCGUGUUCCCCUGUACCUGUCAGAGGCCUCUCAGCAGGUGAUGGGCUCUCUGAAACUGCUGCUCCCACCUCCUAUCAUGUCUCCCUGGGUGCUCCGCACCCCAUCCCCUGGCUGCUCUACUGUCUGGCUCAGUGGGCCUGAGUUCAUCGCCCUCACUGGCCUCCUGCAGAUGAGCCAGGGGGCUCCUAGACCUGUGGCUUCGGAGGCUCCUACGCCCCCUGCUGGGCCCCCAGACCCUGUAUCUGACCAAGGAGGCCCCAGUGGUGGUCCCAGCUGUUCUCACUGCACUGACCCAUCUGCCCCUCAAACCCCGGACACCCAUUGAACAUAGCCCUUCUGGGUGCAGAAUGGGUCCCCUACUCCCCGAGACAGGUUCUGUUGAAAUAAAAGUGUUGGUUUGCAAA